UUAUAACGGGGAUUAGCUAAUAUGCCACCACGGAAGUCCAUCCCUGCCUGCCAAAAAGCCUCCCUCCGAGCCCGAAAGCGCCUCUAUGCAAAUACAAGCCAAAAAGACCUUGCAACUGGUUCCAAGCUGAAUAUAAUCAUACCCUCUCAUCUGGUCUCAUCUCCGAUAUCCUCUCCAGCAAAUAUAACCACCUAGGUGAUGGUCUACCACCCCUCCGAAAUUUAAAGCGCCAAUGCCGUGAGAACUAGCCAGAGUUAGAGAAUACCUUAUACGAUUAGAUAACACAUGUGGAGGGAGAAAUAUCUAUAUCUGCAGAGAUUGUACGGUGUAAGGCAGAGCAAUUCUGGGACGCAAUGUAUCCUAGCAUGGAGAAGCCUACAUUCAGUAAUGGCUGGCUUCAUCGGUUCCAAGUCCGGAGGCCUGUCAAAUGGCAUGAGCAGCAUGGAGAAGCUGGAGGUGUCCCAAAGCAGGCAGAGCAGGAGAUGGUUAUGAUUAGACAGGCUCUGAGUGCUUAUAGCCUUAAGGACCAAUUUAGUUAUGGCUCUGAGAAACUAGAUCCUUGGUUUAUUGGAACUGCAAAGAAUCCACAUGCUUUUAGAGCCGCUGGCAUCAAUAUUCGGAAUUUCAAUCUAUUUCUUCACUGGUUUGAUAGGAAAAUGACUGGACAAAAGGUUGCUCUUCUUAUGGAUAACUUCUCUGCUCACCAGGCAGCAGCAGCAGCUAUCCUAACAGGUGAAACUCCACUUCAAAAUACUCUUAUUAUCUGGCUUCCUGCAAAUUCAACAAGCCGAUAUCAGCCUCUUGAUCAAGGAAUAAUCAAUUGCUGGAAAGCAUACUGGAAGCGGUACUGGAUCAAAUAUAUCCUAUAUGAAUUGGAAGCCAAUCGGAACCCUGUUGAUACAAUGAAUGUUUUAAAAGCCAUCCGGUGGGGCUUACGAAGCUGGGAGAAUGAUGUCUCUGGGCGAACUAUCCAAAACUGCUUUCAAAAGGCUCUUGAUGGUCAAAUGCAUUAUCAAGAGCCUGUGGAUCCUGCAGUAAUGAAUGAUAUCCAAGCUUCCUUUUCUCGGCUUCAGAUUUUUACGCCAAUCCAAGAUCUCAUGGAUAUACGUGAUUUCUUGAACCCCAAAGAGGAGUCUGUCCAGGACAAUAUGGAUGAUGUCGACAACCAGGUUCUGGCUCAAUAUAUGCCUGAGAUUGAGGAGGAUUCUGAUGAAGAUCUUGAGAUUUUACCAAAAGUAUCUGCAGAGGAAGCAAUUGCAGCCAUUUAAAAGCUCCGUUUAUAUGAAGAACAGCAGAUAAAAGGGAACCCUGCCUUUAUUCGUGAGGUGGAGAGGCAUGAGCGUGUUAUAUGGCACCGGAAGUUGGAUUUGCAGAACCAGCGUGAUAUUAGAAGCUAUUUUUCAUGUUAGUAAGUAUUUUAUUAUAUAUAUAU
Messenger RNA from Aspergillus glaucus CBS 516.65, 1432 nucleotides. RefSeq lists its product as uncharacterized. The transcript has 4 exons. The record is from RefSeq and is a predicted model, not a curated record. Gene Ontology annotation, cellular component: nucleus. Lineage: Eukaryota; Fungi; Ascomycota; Eurotiomycetes; Eurotiales; Aspergillaceae. Bases 354 to 1268 code for a protein of 304 amino acids. Gene Ontology annotation, molecular function: DNA binding.